AUGUUGCCAUACCUGAGCGUGAACGAUUUGCUGAACUGGCGCCUGCUUUCGCAGAAGACCAGAAGCCCCAAGGCCUUGCUGCAGCACGUGGCCGAGAUGGGCAGCAUGGAGAGGCCAGCCUCAGUCAUCGCUUUUUCGGACAGAAAUCGCGUGAAUCAACCGGAUUCGGAUACUUCCAUUGCGGCAGCCUUCGCGGGCGAUUUCAAGUCGCAGAAACUUUACGAGUGUCGGAUGUGGUGCGUGGCCCUUGCACGUAAGCGAUGGACCCAUUUCGCAGAAAGUGACGUCCUCAGCAUCGUGGGCAAGAACCUCCAGAAUUUGCUUCGGCACUUCCAAAGUGCGGAUGCUUCUCUUGUUGCUGCCGCCCGCUAUGUUCUGUUCGACUAUGCCUUUGAUGGCCUCUACUUUGUGCAGCAGCGUGUUGCAGUGGUCAUGCUGGACCGGUUGGAAGAUUUGGUGGAGUCCAGCAUAAUUUCCAACCUUAAAGAGAUAGUGGUAAUGACGAGACAGCUCAAGACGAUGCUGCGGUCUAUGAGCACGGCUCAGCGUCGGAAGUGGGCGUCCCUGUUGGUCAAAAUGCUGCUGGACCCUAGCCUUCGCGAAGAGCCAGUGAUCGAGGAGCUGAAGAUACUAUGGCUGGUUGAAGACAAUCCCAGGCGAACUUUUGCAGAAGCCGAACGGCAGCUGCGCAUAUUCGCAAAGUCCGCCUCAGCAGCUGUGCGGCGAGAGAUGCAGGACCUCAUUGGCUGA
Molecule: messenger RNA, 750 nt
Organism: Symbiodinium necroappetens
Lineage: Eukaryota; Dinophyceae; Suessiales; Symbiodiniaceae
Source: the annotation of a GenBank genome assembly